Messenger RNA from Oldenlandia corymbosa var. corymbosa, 723 nucleotides. The record is from the annotation of a GenBank genome assembly. NCBI's taxonomy places the organism in Eukaryota, Viridiplantae, Streptophyta, Magnoliopsida, Gentianales, Rubiaceae.
AUGGCCAUGGCGACGACGGCGGCGGCUUCGUUCUACUGCUCAACGCCGGUUCCGAAUAAAUCGACGUUGUCACAACCACAUUUCCUUCCGGCUCGCGCUUACUCCGGGAAUCAUCCCUCUCUUACGACGCCGUUCCACCUCAAACUGAAGAAUCAACCGGUGCAGAGGACUCUGUUAGUUUCUGCAGCUGCUACAACGGUGGAAGCGGAGCCGCAAGCAAGCGCCUCGACUGCUUCGAAGUCUCUGCCCUUCCGCGUUGGCCACGGUUUUGAUCUUCACCGGUUGGAGCCUGGAUAUCCUCUCAUCAUCGGCGGCGUAAAUAUUCCUCACGAUAGAGGCUGCGAAGCUCACUCCGACGGCGAUGUUUUGCUGCACUGCGUGGUGGAUGCGAUUUUGGGCGCAUUGGGUUUACCGGAUAUCGGUCAAAUCUUUCCAGAUACGGAUCCUAAAUGGAAAGGCGCUGCAUCUUCUGUCUUCAUGAAAGAAGCGGUUAGGCUGAUGCAUGAGGCAGGUUACGAACUUGGAAAUUUAGAUGCCACUCUGAUCUUGCAGAGACCGAAAUUGAGCCCUCACAAGGAGGCUAUCAGGGCUAAUCUGUGUGAGCUGCUUGGCGCAGAUCCUUCAGUUGUGAAUCUGAAAGCAAAAACUCAUGAAAAGGUCGACAGUCUUGGAGAAAACCGGAGCAUUGCCGCGCACACGGUGGUACUCCUAAUGAAGAAGUAA